UUUCCCAGAAGCUACAUGUGUAUAUAACACCAGCGCUCAGAGUAUCAGCCCAUGAAACACAGCAGGAGCAACACUACCUUCAAAACAACCUCUAAUAAGACUGCUGGAGUUUAGCACUACAUUUUUAUACAAACUUCUAGACCGCAAAAGAGCUGAACUGGUACUUGAACUCUCUUUGAAUACUGCCUUGGGUUAAGUAGGUAAAGGAAGUUUCUACUCCGGGAUCCGCAGAAAAGCUCUAGUAAAACGAUGGAAGGUGAUUGCAGCAGAGUGACAGUGGACUUGGAGAAUGGCCCUGUGUCACCGACCGUGACCCUGGUACGGGAGAAGUCCACACGACGGUGGAGGCUGUGUGGUGCCCUGCUGGCCAUGGCGCUGUGUGUCUCAGCUGCACUCUUCUUUACCUGGCACACCAAGAAACAAGAUCACUUCGAGAAAGCUGAAAUUCAGCAUACCCUGAGACAACUCUCUGGAAACAGAAAGGCUGCCAUUCAUCUAGAAGGUGAAUACAACGCCAAUGGUGAUUACAAGUCCUCAGUGGAGUGGACACAUGACGAGGGCCAGGGAUUCUCACAGGGGGGUCUUAAACUCAACAACAACGAAAUUGUUAUUCCCCAGACGGGCCUCUACUUUAUCUACAGCCAGGUCUCUUUCCACGUCAGCUGCAAGGCCGACCCCAAGCACCCUAACAACCAGGACAUGGUUCACCUAAGUAACACGGUCACGCGCUGGUCCCCAAGCUACGGCACCGAAGACAACAAGGAGUACCAGACGCUGCUCAACUCCGUACGCACCGUGUGUAAGAAGUCUUCCAACAGCGAGGCUGCGAGUGAAGGAAAGUGGUAUAAUGCCGUGUACAUGGGAGCAGUGUUCAGCCUGGAGAAGGGAGACAGGCUCCGGACAGUCACAGAGAACAGGCUUCUGCCCCAUCUGGAGAGUGGUGAUGGGAAGAACUUCUUUGGCGUGUUCGCCUUGUAAAGACAGACAAAAAUGGCUGCCGACAGAGGGGAAGGCUACGUCCCAAAUGCCAACCUAUUCCCUACACUUUUUUGACAAGAGCUCUAUGGGUGAAUUAUAUACAGGGAAUAGGUCACCAUUUGGGAUGCAGGCCACAGUGUGGAGGGAAAGAUUCAACUUUUGGAGGGUGGGGGGGAGCUAAUUACAUGAGGAAUAUACGGGAAGGCUACCUGAUAGGAGUCACAGGGCGUUUCAUCUAUUGAAGUUGACUGAGAUUAAGACAUUGUUGUUUUAUGUUAAAGCCAAUGCUUUUAUACUCUUCUGUCAAAGAUGAGGAAUCAUAGCCUGGGUACCAGUCUGUUUGUGCCAUCAUGCCACUUCUUGCCAGCCGUUGACAUGCCAAACAUUGGCUUGCACGACAGCAUGGAGUAGUCGAGAGCACAAACAGAUCUGGGGACCAGGCUAGAGGAAUUAUACCAACCUAUAUAAACUGUAGCAGUUUAUAUAUCCUUGGGGUUUAUUGUACAACAGAUGUGUUGCCGUGGUGUUACCACAGCAGCAUAUUUCUAUAAUGUUAAAGUACUAUGUACUUGAACUAGUGUUACUCUCAGAACCUGCUGCUGAACUGCCACCCACAGCACCCAAACCCAACCGCGCCAUAUCCUUUUACCCGAAGGAAUUCUGACGACGAUUCCACGUAUUUUUAGCAUUUUGAUAUACGCUGCUAGAUCUUAUUGAAAAGUUAAAAUACGUUUCUAAUUGAUUCUGAAUUAAUCAUGUCUCUCUCUUUUUAUUAUUUAUUUUUAUUAAUAUAGCUAUUAUUAUUUAUUAUUUAUUUGUUCAUUAUAGUUGUAUUGUUGUCUAAUAAUAAUAAUAAUGUUAUUUAAAUGGAAUUUGACCAUAUUUAUUUAAUUUAUUUAAUUUAUUUGAAGUGUCUAAUACCUAAUUGUUAUGUUAUUUAAUUGCAUUUUAUAGAGUCAUUUUUAUUGUAUUCAUUUAUUUAACUUGUGCUGUUGAGUCAAUAUCUCAAUAAAAUUAUACAGAAAGGACAAAA
Molecule: messenger RNA, 2011 nt
Organism: Oncorhynchus kisutch (coho salmon)
Lineage: Eukaryota; Metazoa; Chordata; Actinopteri; Salmoniformes; Salmonidae
Product: tumor necrosis factor
Exons: 4
Coding region: 250-978 (242 amino acids)
Biological process (GO): immune response
Cellular component (GO): membrane
Molecular function (GO): tumor necrosis factor receptor binding
Source: RefSeq, a predicted model, not a curated record